Molecule: messenger RNA, 2868 nt
Organism: Lytechinus variegatus (green sea urchin)
Lineage: Eukaryota; Metazoa; Echinodermata; Echinoidea; Temnopleuroida; Toxopneustidae
Exons: 2
Coding region: 781-2085 (434 amino acids)
Molecular function (GO): [heparan sulfate]-glucosamine 3-sulfotransferase activity
Source: RefSeq, a predicted model, not a curated record
UGCCUUGGUGCGCGUAGGUCCGAAGCCUCUGCCGAUAUGUGUUCACCACAGAACAUGAAUUAGUACAACUUACACGGUUCAGUGUAUAUCUACCAGCAUUUUAUUUUUAGUAACAGAAACUGUACAACGUGGUAUAGCAAGAAAUAACGACUCCCUGGUAAGUGUAUCUGGUGAUGUCAUAAAACAAGCGGCGGCACUGCACUGUGGACAGAUUUAAUUCAUAAACCGGCGACAUGCGGGGAUAGCAUCGGACAUUCCUCACAAUCUCCCCGGGAGUGGUGGGGAUAUUGCCUGCUACACAAUACCCAUAGUCCAGUGUACAUGCAGUCUCCAGUGCUUUGCGGAGUCGGCCCACCAUAAAUGGUCGGAAUGGAAUCACUGCAUGACUGAACAACAGUAACAAUGGUUGAGUGAGCUUCCACAACAGGGACAUUUUCAUUUUAAUCUCCAAACUUUACACAAAAUUUAUCCUUCGAAUCCAAGUAUGGGGGCAACGGCGGCAUAAAACAUCUAAGAGCACAAUACUUUAUUCACAUAGUAUUGCACGGUUCAGGACUGUGGCCCGGGACUGUGGUCAACGGGGUCAACGCGACUUAUUACACCGGCCAGCAUGCAUGACCAGGAAUCAUCGGAGCUAGCUGUGAGCUAUCGGAGAUAUUUGAGAACGUAACAUCGCGUGUAGUUUUCUUCGCUGCAGGGACAGAAAGGUAAUCUGCAUUGUAAUCGAUGGUCUUCUAACCAGGGGUCUGCAAUAAAGAAAGGAGCAGUGUUGAGAUAUGGAUGUCAGAAGAUGAAAUAAAGAUGGACUUUGGUAAUUUCGUUUUACGAAAGAAACGCAUUAUUUUAGCUUUCGCCUUGGCACUAGCGACAUCUCUCUCUAUCGGUUAUUACCUUGCGCAAUACGAAAAUGUUUGUGUCUCCUCCAUCACAAGCCUUGACCUCGGGUCCAACCCGCAUUACGGAGAUCAUCCGCAGGGAGUGGUGCAUGCACUGGAUCAUGGCUGCUACCUCCAGACAUCAAACUUCAGCCAGCACCAGCAUUCUGAAAAACUCCUGGCAGAACGGAACUGCCGAAAGAAGUUGCCGGUUGCUGUGAUAUUGGGGGCUGCUCUUAGUGGAUCUUCAACCCUGAAGAGCGCCCUCUCAUUUCAUCCCGAUGUGACUGUGUCAGAGUUCGCAGGUGCCUUGAAGGAUAAUCCCCGAUACCAAGAUGCCAUGCCGUAUUCCCUCCCUCAUCAAAUCACUAUUAGUGAGUGCCAGGAAUAUCUUUAUAUCCGUAACCUUUCCCAUCAAAACAUAACAAUAUUUUCUCCUGACCUUAAAUUCAUCGUUCUCCUCCGGGAUCCCGUAGCGAGAGCCAUGUCAGAAUACUUGGUGCUAAGAUCAAAGAGCAGCUCAGAGUUUUAUCGCAGAAGUCUUUCACAAUAUCCAGAUUUUCCAAUGGGGAAACUCGUUCAGGAUGUCCAUACACGAACGAAACGAAGUAGAAUCCAAGGUUUUUAUGAAGGAAAUUAUUCAGAAAUAAAACGAGUAAGAGAUGUCGAGCAAACUAAUCCACAACGAUCAAAGAGAAGCAAGGGCGAGAGAGGCAACUCUUUGCACCGUGUUAGAGAAUACGAGAUCCGGUACAAAUUGGAAGACAAUUUUGAGAAGACCAUUUUGGAUCCAUCAUCUGAGAUUGAUGAGAUGCACUUUUUGGUUCAACGAAGUAUAUAUGCUAGCCAAAUAAAGCACUGGGAUUCGAUUACUUCGAGAGUGAACUUCCUCAUCUUAGACGCGGAGGUGUUUGCUAGAACCCCAGCUAUCACACUUGACAAAGUGGAAAGAUUCCUAGGACUUAGGCCUUUUUUCCAUGAACAAUUCUUCACCUUCGACUUCCCCAAAGGUGUGUUCUGUUUUAAUUCACCGGUACGAUCCUGCGUAGAUCCCAUCCCGAUGCAAGGGGUCCCACCCACCCUCUCGGAUGAAUUUGUCAAUCUGUUUCGAAAGUUUCUUAUGCCUGCGAUGAUUGUCCAGAACCGGAUCUCCGGAGCCUAUUUCCCACACCUUGGAGAGAAUCCCAUGGUAUUCACCCCUUUUAGAUAAUAGGGUUGCAGUAAUUAAAUGGCAUUCCGUUGAUGCCUCAAUCACAUCACCGAAAUUGACUCCAAAUCAACCAAUAGUACAUUACUGGUAAAAAUGUAAUAGUUUUAGUCGGUCUGUAGUCGGGCUUCGCCGUUGUGACUGAGCAACAUCUCUCCCGCCACGGCAUCACCGCAUAAUAGCGAGUUUUCGCUCACCGACGCGGAAUGAAUCCUAUACAACGCAGCAAACGUGUUGAAAAUUCAAGUCAAAUCACAAUGAAGACUGUCAAGAUUCGGUGAAUCGGAAUAGCACUUUCAUCCGACGAUUCAGAGCUGACAAAAAAUCGCAUGAGUCACUGACGAAACUGCUGUUUUGAUCCACCGACCGUCGACAAAGACUUCAUUGUCAUGAAGGACAUUUUACAAUAUUCUCUACGUUUCAGAAAUCGUCUAUGUAAUUGUUGCGAAAUUCCUAAUAAUAGAACAGUGGUCGAAUAGUUUUUAUGACUAUUGAUCUCGUCACACUAAGACCUUUUCUUUGAUAUAACCUUGAAAACGCGAGAAGCAGACGUAUCCCCAACAUAAAUUCGUCCUAUCUUUUUUUUCUAAAUGUUUUAGACUCCCUGCAGACAUUAUCUUUGGACUCCUUCACAAAUAAAUUAGAUAUCAAUUAAUAUUUCGAGUCACUUCUUACGUAGCGUGCUCUUCAAGUUAGCGUAAUGUGCUAAUCCUGAUGUUUUGCUGACUGAACGCAGAGCGGAUCCAGGAUUUUCCAAAAGUGGGGCCAAUUUUCCGGAGGAAAAAU